CCGCAAAUAAAUUAAUUAAAUUGUGCAAAAAACAAAACAUUAAAAAAACCAAGUGGAAAAAUUACAGCUCCAGCUUUCGAGUACUAUUUUCAAGAAAAAAAAAACGAGAAGAAAACAUAGAAUCAUACUAAAAUAUACAUACAUAUUAUAUAAAUAUAUAAUAAACUAACAAAAUGUUGGUCAGAUUUUUCCGCAUAUUUGUUAUUAUUGUACUGACUUUGCAUGCGCUGAUGCCAGCCAGCUAUUGUGGACCGUUGCCAAAAGUGGAUGAGCAACAACUUUCAAAGAUACCACAAUGGCAUUGUUUGCGCUACUUCAAACACGAUUUGUUGAUGAUGCGCCGAUGCCGGCAUUUGCAUGUACCCACGGCGCCACGUUCCGGUAAUGUCAAAUGAGUUUUAAUGCCUGGAAGGCCAUGGCCUCCAACACAUUUGUAUGGUUCUGUUGUGGACUAAUCAACUAUAUACAUAUGUAUGUAGAUGAGUUAAAUGGGAUAGGAGGAGGAUACAUACAUAUGUAUAUAUGUAUAAAUCAAAACGGAGUCAUAUGAGAUUAUUGCAACGGCAAAAUCAGUAGCGGUAAUAAGCAAACAAAAAAAAA
Messenger RNA from Ceratitis capitata (Mediterranean fruit fly), 600 nucleotides. RefSeq lists its product as uncharacterized. The coding region runs from base 174 to 395 and encodes 73 amino acids. The record is from RefSeq and is a predicted model, not a curated record. NCBI's taxonomy places the organism in Eukaryota, Metazoa, Arthropoda, Insecta, Diptera, Tephritidae. The transcript is spliced from 2 exons.